UCUUUUCUCUCCCUCUCUCUCUCUCUUUCUUUCUCUCUCUCGAUGAAGAAGGAUUGACGAGAGAGGGGAGAAGGGAAUAUAGCGCAGGAGUUUUAACGUGGACGCUAGAGACCCGAAUUAAUAGGUCGUCCAGGAAAGAAAGCUGGCAGGGGAAAGAGGCGAGGGAGGGAUUGAGGGGUGGUCGCGAUACUUUCACCCUCCUCCUUUUCUCCAGCAACAUUUCGUCCAAUUUGUCAUUCUUCCGGGAGACUUUGAAAGUAUUUAAAAAGUUUCCCAACCCUGGGGCCGUAACCUGACGUUUAAUCGUCCUUCCCCUUCCUACCUUACUACUUCACCUUUCUCUCUCUUUCCCUCUCUUUCUCUCUCUUGCUUCUCACCGCGUUCCGGAAGAUUAUAAAAAGAGAGAUUGCUCGGCAGAUGAACAAUGUAAUUUAUAAUCGGGAAGAAUUAACCGCCGUCGGGUGGAAUCGUAAAAGUUUUUCUACCGCGGCAGUUCGGACGGACGGGUAAAUAUUUUAUUCCUUCGCAAAUGGUGUGCCACCACCACUGCCACCACUGCCGCAACUGCUGUUUGGCUGAGUAUUCGUGCGAUAAUUAUAUGGUAUUUGUUCGCUUGUGUGCACAGAAAACAUGAACGGAUAAAUGUAGUUACGAGCACUCCGUGAAAAGCGAUACGGGCAACGUUUAAGAUCUUAAUGGACGCACGAGUUAUAGAUUUUAAUCUUAUUUAUACUGGACAGCCAGUCUCAAGCCGUCAAAGAUAUCCGUCGAGUAUAAUCGUUUGCUUUCCAAAACGAAUCCUCUUUGGACGAUCGUCUUAAUCGAUCGUUUAAAACUUACGAUUUUCAUUAAAAUCCCUCUGAUCCUUUACAACAGCUUCGUACAAUCCGGUUUCUUACGUUUUUCUUUUUUUUUCGAAUGACAUAAACACAAGACGAACAUAUAUAUAAAACGAAUUCUUCUUAAUCGUCUUCUUAGUCGAUUUAGUUAUCCCAAUGCCAGUUCGUCACCGCGCCAGUUUUAAACCAAGAGUAGCAAUCGUACAAACUAUAUUAUCUUCUAAGUUGUAUCAACGCGGUUUGAGAAAACGUGAUGCGAAGUCGUGAAAUCGUUCGAUCCAUCGCGAUCGUUGGGCACUUCGACAGCUUUCUCCAUUCACCACUUCUUCCUUCUAUAGGGGAGGAUGAGGAUUGGAGUGACUCCGAAAAGACCCCAUCGGUGAGCAGCGGCGUCGAGGGUGGUGGAUCGGCCGUGUCUAGUCCAGUCGGAGCUGCAAACGUCGAGGAGGACUCUAGUUUACCACCUCCGCCGAGACUGAACGCUUCUUCCUCCUCGAAUAGUAUAGUCUUCAAUUCAGCUGCCGACGACAUCAAGCAACGAUUUAGUGUGCUCACGGAGAACGCUCGAAAGCGACUCACUAGUCUCACCGAAGAAAUCGCGAGAGAAACGCAGAGAGAUCGACACGGAUUAUCGAGGAUCGUUCGAGAAUCCAGUCCUAAGGAAGUCGACGAAGAAUCGUCGAGCGUAGUAAUAGUCAAAGACGAAGAAUGUCAACAGAGGCCACCGUCUUCGUCGUCAACUUCGUUAGUAAGAAGAAGAGAAUCAAGUUCCAGGAGAGACUCCGAGGAUUCCACGAGACGCACAAGCACUACAUCCAGCAUCGUGGACGAAACACCUCCAGAUCCGAAAAAGAUGAAACUCGAAGAAGACGUUGCACCAAGACUGAGACUCAAUGCUAGUCUAGCGACGGAUCCGGCUCUUCGGCCUGCCACCGUCGCGGCGCUUACCGUCAAGCCUGAGAACGCAUCGCCGCCUAAUCCCGGUCCACCUUUACCUGCUGGCCUGCAGAAUGCGAUUGCAUCGGGUCGUUUGUUCGUCCUGCCAACCGACGGAAAAGAAACGAUCACUGUUGAACCUGCUAGACCAGCUCCUCUGAUCUGUCCACCCUGUGGAAUUCGUUUUAGUUCGGCCAGUACUUUAGAGGCUCAUCGUACCUUCUAUUGCGCCCAUCGACCGCGUCUCGAGGAGGACGCGACCAACGACGAGGACGAGGAGAAGUCUAGCAAGUUCGAGGUACGCAAGGCCUACGCUUGUCCGCAUUGUUCGUACAGUGCUGAUAAAAAGGUCUCGUUGAAUCGGCACAUGCGAAUGCAUGCAGCAUCUCCGGCGCCACCGACGAUCCCAACGGUAACGGCUACGACAGGAACGACGCCAGGAAAUAAUUCGACGACGGCCUCGAACGGUUCCCUCAACGAGGAAGCCGAGAGAUACUGUCGCAAUUGUGACAUCAGAUUUAAUUCGUUGAAGACUUAUCGGGCUCAUAAAACGCAUUACUGUAGUACCAGGCACGUUGUCAAGGAUGGUGCACCCCCGCCACCACCUCCUGCACCAACAGGAGCAUCUUCCUCGGCUAAAGCUUCACCACCUACAAGUUCGAGUCCUGGUGAUUCUCCGCCACCUCAGCCAUGUUUGGCAUUACCUACCAAUCCGAUUCUCAUUGUGCCGUAUUCCCUCAUACGAGGUGCCAGCGUGCUAGCUGCACCAGCUCUUCCCGCUCCCGACACGGCCUGCUUUCUACUGCCAAAUGGAUCCUUGCAGCCAAUGAUGAGAGGCUUAGCCAGUACGAAUACCAUCACCGAACCACCAGCCGUCCUUAGAGCAGCCAACAAACCUACCACACCAGCAUCGCUCGUUGGUUCCUCCACCUCGCCAUCCGUUUCGACACCUCUUGAUCUCAGCGUUAGAAGAUCACCGACGGCACAUCAGGACGAGAAAGAAAACAGAGUAUCGCCGGCACCAACUUCGCUUCCUCCUCCACCAGGAAGCCCGAGAUCGUCCAGAGGUAGUGCCAGUCCACGAGCAAGGUCGAUCGGUACGAAUCAAAGCAGCAGCACCGGAUCCGCACCUCCACCACCUCAAACCGAGCUAGCCCUCAGACUAGCUGAGUUACCACCUCCUCCUGUUCCCGUGCCCGUACCUGGUGUCCUCGUUAAACAUGGUGUCUCCAGAUGCAAGGAGUGCAACAUCGUCUUUUGUCGACACGAAAACUUCGUCGCUCACAAGAAACAUUAUUGCCAAGCAAGGGAAACGACUGUGAGUAAUAGCCCUCCACCGCCUAGCACUCCUUCACCACCACUGGUGCAGUUAAUCUGUGCAGCAUGUGGUAUUAAAUUCGCUUCCAUGGAUAAUCUCGUUGCUCAUCAAGCUUUUUACUGUCCAAAGAGGCCCGAAUCGCAAGAACACCAUUCUCGGUGCACCAAAUGUAAGGCGAUAAUCGAAACAGGUAGUACGCACACUUGCAGCGGUGGACCGACCGGUGGUUGGCGGUGUCCCGUAUGCGGUGCUGUCAGUCCAACGGCCGGUGCAGCGCAACGUCACAUGGAUGCUCAUCAGGGUGUCAAAGCAUUUAGAUGUACGAUUUGCCGUUAUAAAGGGAAUACGUUACGUGGCAUGCGAACGCACAUAAGAAUGCACUUUGAGAAACGUGGCACGGAUCUUCAGGAAGAAAAUUACAUAACGUGCGUACUCGACGACGAAGCCGUUCUUCCUACUCCCGAACCUGCUCCUGCCACCACACCGGAAGAAAUACCAGCGGAGGUACAGAUCAACGGGAAGAGCGAAGUCCGCAAAAGUCCUCAACCACCAGUUUUGCCACCACCCGCGGCUGUGACCAGCAAGGUGAAGCAAGAACGCGAGGAGAGUCCACCGCCUGAGGAAAGUCUCGAUCCUAAUAAGACUGGACCACGUUAUUGUCGGUCAUGCGACAUAAGUUUCAAUUAUUUGAGCACAUUCAUAGCGCACAAAAAGUUCUAUUGUUCGAGUCACGCCGGUGAGGCGAGUAACAAUAACAACAACAACAAUAACAACAAUUCGACAAACGCCACGACUCCGCCCAGCGGUAGAACCGAGGCAUCCGUACUUUAGAUUAUUAUAACGUACGACGUAUUGGAUAACAAUGUCCAUCCUCGAAAGACAUUUCAUCUUCGCGUUGUUUUCUCUCGAAUUAAUAAAAAACAUGGAUGCGAACGUGUACGAUGAUGGAUCUGUUAAUUGUUGCCAGUUAAUAUAUACAUAUAAUAUGAUAGCGAUUACAGAUUAACCGACUUAGUUGACUACCAUCAUGUGAUUUUUGUCGAUCCAGGGAAUUCUUCGUACUUAUUAUAAACCGACGAAUCGCAUCAAUAAUGUGUACAUAAGCACUCUCGUAUAUAGAAUUCAUGGAAAAUUACGCGAACGAUAAUAAAGCGGCAAAAGUGUCGCGAGCCGAUCGAUCCUUCUGUCAGAUCGUUUACCGUUGGAUCGAUCAAAUUAAUAAGAUAUAAAUCAUAUCGAUCUUAUGGUGACGCUUAACGUAUCAUUCUUCUUGUAUAUAAAAGAAUAAUUGCGGUUAGAUGAGAUGAUCGGUGCGCUUAUCUCCCGAACCACGAUCGACGAUCCGAUUAAAGUUGUGCAAUCUCAUGACUAUUCAAUAAUCUCGUAGUAUAUAGUAAUUAUCGACAUACCUAAGGUUAAAUAAAGAUGAUUAAGUGAGUGUAAAA
Vespula pensylvanica (western yellowjacket) is the source of this 4538-nucleotide messenger RNA. It is a transcript of the gene ush, whose product is annotated as zinc finger protein ush. Gene Ontology annotation, cellular component: nucleus. Lineage: Eukaryota; Metazoa; Arthropoda; Insecta; Hymenoptera; Vespidae. The transcript is spliced from 7 exons. Gene Ontology annotation, biological process: heart development; negative regulation of transcription by RNA polymerase II; positive regulation of transcription by RNA polymerase II. The coding region runs from base 1093 to 3924 and encodes 943 amino acids. The record is from RefSeq and is a predicted model, not a curated record. Gene Ontology annotation, molecular function: RNA polymerase II-specific DNA-binding transcription factor binding.